Sclerotinia borealis F-4128 is the source of this 381-nucleotide messenger RNA. The record is from the annotation of a GenBank genome assembly. NCBI's taxonomy places the organism in Eukaryota, Fungi, Ascomycota, Leotiomycetes, Helotiales, Sclerotiniaceae.
AUGCCAAGUUCUUGCCAAGAUAUUCGAGCAGCACUGGCACAAUGUCUCCAGGAGUCGGACUGCGUCAUGGUUUACCGUAAUAAACCCUCCGAUUGUCUACGAGCUCCUCUCCUUGAAUCCAUGCCCACCAAAUGUCAACAGUUAAAGAAAGGCUACGGUGAAUGCAAACGAGGACUGGUCGAUAUGCGCAAACGGUUCAGAGGCAAUCAACCAAUUGCUGUGAGCAAGGAGAUUGAAGGAGGGGGAGAGAGAAAUACCGGUGGUCAUAUGCUAUAUGCUGGAAAGCCAGCAUUCGAAAGCGGGCUCAAGGAGACGAGUGGCAAUGAGCCCGAGGAGAAAGACUGGAGGGAAGUGGAGAACGAGAAAUACAGAAAGGAGUAG